Messenger RNA from Symsagittifera roscoffensis, 729 nucleotides. RefSeq names its product cilia- and flagella-associated protein 68-like. Gene Ontology annotation, cellular component: nucleus. NCBI's taxonomy places the organism in Eukaryota, Metazoa, Xenacoelomorpha, Acoela, Convolutidae. The transcript has 3 exons. The record is from RefSeq and is a predicted model, not a curated record. The coding region runs from base 165 to 662 and encodes 165 amino acids.
CUAACUGUAAAGCUGUUUGCCGUAAAUGUUGCACGUGCGCUUUGUUGAGCUAGUCACAGGAACAUAGAUUAAAUGAUUUUUAAAGCCUCACAUUAAACAACAAAGACGUAUAAUUAUAACAACGACAAAUCAGUACCACAAAGAUUUUACCGACCAAGGCAACCAUGGAACCCGCAAGUGACAUGUGUCUCACGCGACUAGACCCCACCCCUUUCCACUACGAAAUGAGAGCCACCACCUACGGCGAAGUGUAUCCUAUCAACGCGGGAGGGGGAGAGGGCGCUGGACAGAUGACUUACAAGCCGGAGCCUCUGAAUAUCUACGGGUGGCGUUCGACUACUCAGGAGGACACGUACAAGAAGCAGCCUGGAGUGCUGAUCGGAAACUGGGUUGAGGAGCAGGCAGAUCUGCAGUUCAGAAAACGAAUCCCGCCUCUUCCAUCUGAUUAUGGGCACAACUUCAACACGAUCUACAAGACCAGUUACCAGAAGCCUUUUAUUCCCCUGGACAAGGCAAUCAGACACGCCUUGGAGAGAGAACCCCAAGCGUACCCCACCCACCAGGCAGAACUGGACCCGCCUCUAGCCAGACAGUACGAAACUAUGCUGACUGUUGCCAUGGAGACAUACACUGAUCCCAGCAAAGCAGUGGAGCAAAAAUAGAAAACAAAUAAAUCAGAAUAAAUUAGUUUAUCAUCAAAAAAGAGAGCUAAUAAAGGAUGCUUACCAA